Cheilinus undulatus (humphead wrasse) is the source of this 2082-nucleotide messenger RNA. Its product is annotated as adhesion G-protein coupled receptor G2-like. Gene Ontology annotation, biological process: adenylate cyclase-activating G protein-coupled receptor signaling pathway; cell surface receptor signaling pathway. The record is from RefSeq and is a predicted model, not a curated record. The transcript has 14 exons. Lineage: Eukaryota; Metazoa; Chordata; Actinopteri; Labriformes; Labridae. Gene Ontology annotation, cellular component: membrane. Bases 61 to 1992 code for a protein of 643 amino acids. Gene Ontology annotation, molecular function: G protein-coupled receptor activity.
GACUUCUAGCACCAGCUGGGGGACCUCUGUUGAAUCAGUCACAUAUUCCAAAGUCAAACAAUGAUUCCCUUGCUGCUGUUAAUGCUGCUGCCUCUGUCCCUGGCAAUACAAGAUAAAGUCUGUUUCAACAUCACCGAUGGAAACAUUCAAGUAAACUCCACAUACCUUCACAUCUUUGAUGGAAGAUGGGCCCCAAACUGUAGUCUGAAUGGAUCCUGCUGCCUCCUCCGGUGCAUGUCCAGAGUCUCGCAGUGGUUCAAUGGAUCCCGUGAAUGCUUUGACGCUAACGUGACGAUUCAUCCAACAAUGCACGAGUACAAAUUAACACAGGACAUAAACUGCACAGCGUACUUGUGCGAUGGCACUGUUAUCUUGAGAAUGAUGGAUGAUCUGAACAGUGAGACUGCCAUGCACUAUGAAAUGAUGGAGCUAUACUACAUCAGACAAUCAUGUGCACAUCUUUUCAAACACAACCCAGAAGUCAUGAUACACUUCAUAAAAAUAGAAAAAGAGAUCAUCCACAACAUCAUGAGGGAUUCCCAGCUCGAGACUGGAGGCUCCAAAACCCACAACUUUAAGACUUUAUCGCUGAAUGUGAUCAGCAUCAACGAGUCUGACCUCAGCCUGGCAGGAACAGACUCCAGGAUCCGGGUCCAAGCGCCACAGCUGCUGCCUCAGAAUGAAUCAUUCAUCCCUAACAUUUGGCUGCCAGUCAACGCCAUGCGAGACAUCCCACAGGAGAAGAGGGUCAUUGGUUUGGCCUGCUACAGUGAUCCCAGCCAGUUUCAAUUUAAAAAUGACACAAUCUCAUCAGUGGUUGUCAGAAUAGAGCUGCUGGGAGAUCGGCAACUUCAUGAUCUAAACACAUCCAUCAAGAUGAUUUUCAGAACAACUACACCCAACAACGCAGAUGACAGACAGUUACUCUGCAAAUACUUCAGUGAAACUGAUUUCAGCUGGGAAUCAGAUGGAUGUGAGACUUACAAUGAAACCUAUGAACACCACACUGAUAUUACCUGCUUCUGUGACCACACAACGCCAUUUGCUGUCCUGUUGAUGAAAGAACCUAUAUCAAAGGCUCACUGGGAAAUUCUUUCAUACAUCAGUUACAUCGGCUGUGGCCUGUCUGCCUUCUUCACUGCUUUGUCUCUGGUCAUUUAUGUCUUUAGCCGAAACCACAAACUGGAUUACUCCAUCUCCAUCCACGUCUCUCUGAGCGGGGCCCUGCUCCUCCUCAACACUGCCUUCCUGCUGACAGAGUGGGGGGCCACGACGGAGCCUGACUGGGUUUGUGUGUUCGUGGCGGCUGUCAUGCAUUACUCUCUGCUCUGCUGUUUCACCUGGAUGGCCAUCGAGGCUCUUCACCUCUACCUCCUGCUCAUCAAGGUGUUCAACACCUACUACAAGCACUACCUGCUCAAACUGUCUCUGGCUGGAUGGGGGAUUCCUGGAGUAAUCGUUGGCAUCUCUUUGGGGUUGAAGGACUUUAAACAGUUUUAUGGAGUAUCACAUAUGACCAUGUCUGAUACAAACCAAACAAACGCCAUCUGCUGGAUCACAGACGACUCCUUCUUCUACUCCAUAAAUCUGGUCUACUUCACCCUCAUUUUCGUCUUUAACUCGGGCAUCCUGGUGGCGGUGGCUUCCAGCAUCUGUAGGAUGAAACAAGUGGUCAGGACCAGGACCAGCCUCAGAGCAGGGACCAUGGCGGAAAAGACCUGGAAUGACCCACAGAGGUUAAGUGACUCGUGCAGAGGGGGCCUCACUGUGCUGGGUCUCACCUGCCUGAUGGGGACCACCUGGGGUCUGGCCUUCCUGGGCUCAGGAUACGUCAACUACCCAAUCCUGUACCUGUUCUGCAUCCUCAACUCUGCACAAGGUUUCUUCAUCUUCCUGUGGAUCUGUCUCUCAGCCAAGAAGCAGAGAAAGAGAGAAAUGGAGGAAAGACUGAGUUCAACUCCUGUGAAGUCAUCAGGAAUCAAAUCUGAGUAGUUUGUCUUUGCUCCAUCAGUUGUUGUGAAAACUCAGACACUCCUGUGUAGCAUUCUACAGUUUCUUAACCUUAGUCUUCUGCUUGUAAAU